AAAAUAACUCAACGUAAUUUGGUCGUUGACUGUGGUGAAAUAGAUGAAAUAAAUGAAUGAAUUUCAUACACUGGUUUGUUUUGAGGUUUCUACUACUGUAACAUCUGGAUUAUAAAGGUGAUUCACUCCACAAACGUUCGGAUUUAUAAUUCUUACGUGGCAGCAACUAAAUUGGCACAGAUUCAUAUAAUUGACGGUAUCCGGACUGCGAUUCAGUGACAGCAAUUAGACACACGUACAUAUAAUAUACGGUACCCGGAUUACGGUUCCAGUGGCAGCAACCAACUUAACACACAUCUAAAUGUGACAACAGACAUAACAGUCAAUAUGAUUAUAAGCACGGUGAAUUUUGUGAACAAUUAUAAAUUCAGUGACUUUAUCCUUGACAAAAUCACAGAAGAGCAGAAAAUAAUAGAUGAAGAAAUUAAGACAGCCUCGAAAAGACAUUCAUUGUGUUUACCGGUAUCUCCUAAGGAGGUAGACUUCGAAUGUCGGAAGAGGUCCUCGUUAAGAGUAAGACAUUCAGGAGAAAUAACCAAGUCACCAAGACAAAGAGAUGCAGACAAACAUCCGGUGAUUACCAUAGAAACUACGGAUGAGUUCCGGUUAGCAGCUGAUCCAACUAGUCUUCAUGUAGCUCUGAAAAAGUCGAAAGAUUUAACAGAAAAUAAUGUGUUCAGAAAAAUAGAUUUUGGUCCCGACCCUGAAGGUCAUGGGCGUUUGAAUGUGUUCCAACUCCAUAGCAACCCAUCGUAUUACUUAGCAACAACAAACUUACGUCAUUUAGAGCUACAGAGCUAUUGUGACGACACAUUAGAUCUAGAAUGCCCGGAUGAGAGGUUUUUCCGCUGUUUCCACUCACAGUACGGUGUAGAGUUAGUUCAACCAUUUGCGCACAAAGGGUACUACAUCCACCACAUUGACGAUUUUAUCAACGUGAGGAAGUUUGAAUUGAACUUCCGGCCUCCAGAGGAAUUCUUCUUCAACUUUGAAAUUCAGUCUACACAAGAAAUCCUGCAAAUAGCAUCCACCAAAAAUGUUCCAACAGAAAGUUCUUCGAGUACCUUGCGUGCGGGUAAUGACGUCAUGUCCGGUGCAGCGGGGUGUGACAGCCAAUCAAAUUCAUUAACGAGAACAGUCGUUCCUGAUAUUUCAAAAUCAAGUUUAAAGAGAAAAGACUCUAAAAAGAUGAAAAAUAAAACGAAAGACAGUCCAAUCACACCAAAGAGCGGAAUGUUAAGCUGUUUUGGUCUGAAAAGUUUAAAGAAAAAGAAAGACAAAAGCAAGAGGUGACAGUGAUACGAAUUAAAUUUGUUAAAAACAACAGUAUUUUAAUGUACAUAGCAACACGUUUGUCUGUAAUUUAUUUAUUUAUGUUGUUGUUUGUUUGUUUAUUUAUUUAUUUCAAUAUUUUUUAAGUUUUGAGCAUUGAUCAAUACUUCCAAUGGAAGCUUUUUUUCAUGGAUUCUUUUUUAAAAGAAAACAAUGUAUUGUUUAUGUAUAUGCAUGUAUGUAUAUAUAUUUACUGUUUUAUCACCGGAACAUAUUACUGCAUUUUAAACUCAAAGCUGUAUAUGACUUUAAUACUCAUAAUUCUCGUUUUAUAAAGACAUAAUUUCUUAAACCUUGAUCAAAUUAAAUGUUUUAAAUUUAAAAAAAAAUGAAAAAAAGUUUAAUAAAAGGGUUAUGCUAUAUAUCUAUAUAGAUUUUAAUCCCAGAAAAUUAAUUUGCAUAUGUAUAUGCGUGCCUGGAACUAGUGGGCUAUCCUUUGGCUUAAAAAAGAAAUAUUUUCAUUUCUCAAAUUAAAUACCGUUUUGGGCAUAUUCAAUAACAGGAUAUAGGAUAUGGGAUAACUCGUAUAUAGGAAGUCACUUAAGGUUAUUGAACUUCUGUAUUCAACAGUCAACCAGUGCAUUUUAUGGGGAAAAACAAAUUAUUAUCAAUCCCUGUUGAAAAGUAAUAUUGCGACUUUGGAUGACAAUUUAAUCUUCUGACCAACGCAAUACAUCUUAAAAUUGUCAUUUAUUUUUAAUCCUAUUUGAAAUAAUUCAUUCUGAUAAAAAGUACAGACAAAAUACGUUGGUGGUUGAAUUUUUUCUGUAAACAGGCUGUGAACCCUUAAGAUUUAAACUUAGUCAUUCUUGUUUUGUUUUUGUGAGAAUGAUAUAUCUUGUUACAUUUUGCUAUUGUGUUUUUGAAAGCGAUCUAUAACAUUUACCAAUUUACCAUUCACUUGUGAAUAAUUACGUACGGAUUCUGUCUAUACAUCACAGUAGUAGCCCACUUUUGAUAUGGUGUUGUAAUAUUUGACGUCAUCAAUCGUGAAUUCAUUUUCUUAAAUAUAUAUGACAUAAUGUAAAAUCAUUUUGUACAAUACGACGUCAUUUAUCGUAAAAUCAUUUUGUAAAUAUGACGUCUCUGUGUGAAAUCAUUUUUUAAAAAUACGACGUUAUUUGCCGUAACAUCAUUUUAUAGAAAAUUACGUCAUUUAUUGUAAGAUCAGUUCGUUAAAUAUGACGUCUUUUAUUGUAUGAUCAUUUUGUAAAUGCAUGAAUCAUUUUGAUUAAUUAUUUGAAUAUAUUUUAUGCAAGAAGAAAAUAGUGUGUGACGGCUUGAUUUUAAACCACCAUCUACUAUCGUCAGGUUUAUUUCAUUAUUAAAGAUUAAAAACAUAUUCAAUGCAUUUCUAAUGAUUAAUUUCUCUAUCAAAAUCGAAAAUUUAUCAGUAUUUUUUCAAUGUUAAGAUUUCCUUAUCUUUGAUGACAUCGAAAUGAUAUAAAAAGAUUUUCUAAAAAAAUAAAACUUCUUAAAUUUAUCAUUCUAAAGUUAACAAAGUUAAUCCACCUAUCAGACCAAGAUAGAACAACACACAAACAGUGUGAUUGUGGCAAAAGUUGCGUAUUCAAUUCAUUUAUCAUUUCUGAUUAAACUUUGGUGCCAUAUGAUAUGCUUUGGGUUUAUUAACGAGCGGUGCUAUCAGACAAAAAUAAAAUGAAGUAAAAAACAAAA
Messenger RNA from Ruditapes philippinarum (Manila clam), 3009 nucleotides. RefSeq lists its product as uncharacterized. The record is from RefSeq and is a predicted model, not a curated record. Bases 328 to 1293 code for a protein of 321 amino acids. The transcript is spliced from 7 exons. Lineage: Eukaryota; Metazoa; Mollusca; Bivalvia; Venerida; Veneridae.